Messenger RNA from Malaya genurostris, 2721 nucleotides. Its product is annotated as ubiquitin-conjugating enzyme E2 W. The record is from RefSeq and is a predicted model, not a curated record. NCBI's taxonomy places the organism in Eukaryota, Metazoa, Arthropoda, Insecta, Diptera, Culicidae. The transcript has 7 exons. Bases 851 to 1423 code for a protein of 190 amino acids.
UACUUCGGACGAAGCGCCUGCCAGAGCCAGUCUGCAGUUUGUUUCCAAAGCAGCCGCGGUUCGGUUCGUUGCUCGCGUGCGCUCCUCAAAAGGAUAGUUGAUCCCGUUUUGUGGAUUGUUGAUCGGUAUCGCUUAUAGAAGAAUAAAUCUUAACCGUCCAAAGUCUUCGCCACUGUUGGGAAUUUACCGUGAGCUGUGCAAAGGUCUUUGUUGUGUUUUCUAAGGCUGUGUGGUUCCAUUGGUGCGGUUGAUCCCACUUUGAAGUCGAUACUUUUUAUGCGCUCGUGGGUGGUAGUUAAGGCAGACCGUGAACCUGCCUUCAACGUGACUCAGAGGGAACAUAAAGUAUUCAGAAGACAUCAGAAAGAAGAGAAAAAAACACCAACCGAAAAGAAAAAUUAUAGUAAAUUUGUAUAAUUUUCGUUCUGUACAUACGACUUGGGAGAGCUAUCGCCACGUUUGGGUGAAAUGUGUGAUUCGGUUUGCUGUUUAUAAAUAUUUUGAACGCCUUCCAAUUCGUCUUCGGGUUGGCUAUCCCAGCUGGAUCGUCGAUUUGUUUAAAAACGUUGCUGCCGACAAAAAUUGCCCGAGAAGUAGUGUGAAUGAUUGUUUUUUUUCUUGGCCAGAUCGAGAGGCGGUCACUUCAUUGAAGUGCGUGUGAGCAGAUAAUGGAAGUAAUUUAUUAACGAUUGAUCCGAGUGUAGGAAAUAAACUGAACCAGCUUCAAGUGUUCCAGUGAUUCGCGCACAUCGAAACUUAUGAUCUGGCUCGUACGGAUUUGCUAAACCUCACAUAAACUGCUACGAAUCGUCAAUUAGUUGCGACAUUCAUCUAGAACCGCUUUACCACCAUGCUGAACCGGUUUUUAAUGUGCAAAGAAAAGCCGUCCAAAUCGGAGAGCAUUUCUUCGACUACAAGUGCGGUGAUACAGGAUGCGGCUAAAGACAACCGGAAGUUGAUUCUGGACAGCGGUCGGUGGGAGCGACGAUUACAAAAAGAACUGAUGUCCCUCAUAAAAGAACCCCCGCCAGGAGUCACGGUAGACGAAGAAAGUGUUAGUCAAAAUUUAACCCAAUGGAUAAUAAAUAUCGAUGGCGUAGAUGGCACACUGUACGAAGGAGAACAUUUUAAACUAUUAUUUAAAUUUAACAAUAAGUAUCCCUUUGAUUCGCCAGAGGUGACGUUCAUAGGUUCUAAUAUUCCAGUGCACCCGCACGUGUACUCGAACGGUCACAUCUGCCUUUCAAUCCUGACAGACGACUGGUCUCCCGCGUUAUCAGUACAAUCAGUGUGCCUGAGUAUAUCGUCGAUGUUGAGCAGUUGUCGGGAAAAAAGACGUCCGCCGGACAACGGCAUCUAUGUUAAAACGUGCAAUAAAAAUCCGAAGAAAACCAAAUGGUGGUACCACGACGAUUCUGUGUAGAGUGCAGCUACGAAGUAAAUCUUAUUUCGACUGGGACAAACUAGUCGUCCAGUAGUAACAGCACUAGCGAGCGUACAGCGAACAUGUGCAAGCGGAGCUUCCAAUCCGCGAACAGCAGCAGAAGCAGCAGCAAAAAAAAAACUAUGCAUAGAUAAGUUAAUCCUAGAUUAAUUCAAUUCAAGUAGGUCUAUGAAAAUAUAGCUAUGGAAGCUUUCAACAUCCAAUACAGGCAAAACAAUCGAAGUGUGAGCGAACCAUGGCCACCCAGAAUGGAAAUGAAAGCAACACAAUAUAUAAACUUUCGUCCCACAAUGAAUGCAAAUUAACUAAGUCAAGUUAAAAUUAGUAUAGAUAGAUUGCUGAACAUUUUCGCUCACUAUUCAUGCUUAAACUCAAAUUAAUGCAUCACUUGUCUAUCAAUUCAGUGCUCCUGUUUGGCAAAAGAAAACAAAACUUUGGUGUAAAAUAACUCCUAUGGAAAGAAACGAAUAAUAGUCAUCUUAUUUUGUUUUUUUUUUUAAGUUUAGGUGUUUCCAUGGACGAAACAAAAAUUUAUUUAUUUUUUCCUAAUAUGAAUUGAAAUCGCGGAAAUCAUUAUUUUGUUACCAAAACCCAUUUUCUAAGUACCUCAAAAACUCAAAUACACUGUUUCGAGCGGAAGAAUAAUAAGAGUAGGGAUACUGGCAAAAUAAACACAUUCCUUUUAAAAAAAUGAUUACUUGCUGACAGGGUGAAAAUUGUAAAAAGCUAAUGUAAAUUGUUGGGUUACGAUAGACGGAGCGUGGUGGAAGACCGACAAAAAAAUAAACAAAACAGUCCAAAAUGUGUUCUUGGCCGAAGAAUAGAGUAACAGAAGAAAAAAAUUGUUGGGAUAACUAGCUUACAUUGUUGGUAUAUAGUCUCUAAACAGAAGUUAAACGUGUUUCAUCUAUGAACUCUGUAUACAUAAAUAUGUCGCAAAACAGAAUUAUCCUAUUCUCAAUCUCCUAAUGUGAGCAGUUCGCUGAGUGAACUUUAUAUUGAGCGCGACAACUCCAAACAAAGAAUUGUAACGAUUAAAAAAAAUGCAGCAGAGGAGAUUGUUAUAUUACAAAAAGAAAUUAACUGUGAGUAGUUAUGCUGGAAAAAGAGAUAAAAAUAUACUUUAUAAGGAAACAGAAAACUUACGAUGCAAAUAUUUAGCACUGUAGGUACGCAACAAAGUAGAACAAUUCGAGCAAACAUCUUUAAUUAUGUAAUUAAUUUUUAUUAAGGAAAAUCAGUAAAGAGAGUUUCGAAUACAAAACGUUGGAAAUUGA